UUCAGACCACGCAAUGGCAUGCAAACCAAGAAAACAAUAGGAAACGCCCGGGAAUGCUUCGGAGCGCGACCCGAUUCCUGUGCUCUCGCGCGGCCUCCCAUGCGCGCGCGCAUCCAUGCAUCCCCAUCGUCGGAAAAGCCUCCCGACCACACCGUCGAAGAGCCACUCCCUGAGUGAUCCGUCGACGCAUAUAUCUGCGCGAGCGGUGGAGUGAUGCUGCUGCACAAGUCUCUGCUAGCACGAGCAGGCAAAGAAGAGAUCGCUCGAACGAGGUGAAGAUCAUGGCGGCGUCCACGGGCACGUCCCUGCUCCUCCUGUUCCUCUGCGUCUCCGCCCUCCACCACGCCGCCGGUUGCGCGCGCGUGUCGCCCGGCGCGAGCCCGAUCGUGGCGACCUGCAUGACGGGUCCCUUCCCGGAGCUGUGCGUGGGCGAGCUGGGGCAGCGACUCCUCGACAUCCAGAACGCGAUCGCGUCGGCGGCGCCGGGGCAGGGCGCCAGCAUCGCGGGCGCCCCGGGGCAGGUGGACGUGAAGGCUCUGGUGGCGGUGGCCCUGCAGGCGGCGUCAGAGGCCGGCGCGGUGGCGGCGUCCAUCUUCGAGGGCAAGCUCCCGGGGUUCAACACCGGCGUGCCCGACUUCCGCAAGUGCCUCGGCAACUGCAGCGUCACCAUGAGCAGCGCCAUGCAGAAGCUCCACGGCGCCUCGGCGGCGCUGCGGUCCGGGAACCACGAGGUGGCCAAGACGCUGGCGUCGCGCUCCUUCACCGACGUGUCGUCCUGCACCGUCAGCUGCAAGGACCUCAACGGCGACGUGCGCCUCAUCAUCGUGCAGAGCCUCACCGAGUUCCAGAAGAUGCUCCAGAUCGCCAUCUCCUUCAUGAACAAGAUGAAGCCCAACGACCCGCUCCCACUGCCGGUGCGGAGGGUGCCAUGAUCCAUCACUAACACGCGCCUCCGCGUCGCCGCUGCCACUAGCACUAGCCAUGUUUCGUUUGCCCCUUUUUGUCGUUAUAGUUCGUGUUGGCCUGGAAAAAAGUAAUAGGAUCAAGCAAGUGAGAUGUGUUCCAUAACAGGCCCGGCCAAUGGUUGGCUGUGAGCCUAAGAAUAAGAUGGGACCGGGGGUCGCCCUGAUGACAUGCUUUCUUUCAA
Setaria italica (foxtail millet) is the source of this 1147-nucleotide messenger RNA. RefSeq lists its product as uncharacterized. Gene Ontology annotation, molecular function: enzyme inhibitor activity. The transcript has a single exon. The coding region runs from base 282 to 932 and encodes 216 amino acids. The record is from RefSeq and is a predicted model, not a curated record. NCBI's taxonomy places the organism in Eukaryota, Viridiplantae, Streptophyta, Magnoliopsida, Poales, Poaceae.